AUGGCGCUCCAGCUCGCCGCCCUGAACGACCCGCUCUCGGGCGCGCGCGGCGACGGCGGCGUCGAGGAAGCGCGGCGCACGACCGAGGCGGAGGAGUCUCUGCUGACGUCCGCGUACGAGACCGCGCUGCUCUUCAUUCGCGACGGGAAGAGGGAGGACGCGGUGCGCGAGCUCCGCGGGAUCCUUCGGAACGCGCUGAUGACCGACCGCGACGACGACGACGACGACGCGCCGUCGCUGACGCCGACGAUGACGCAGGUGAAGUUCCUCGCGCUGAAGAACCUGGGAAGGCUCGUCGCGGACCUCGCGAUCGAGCGCGAGGACGCGGGAAGCUCCGGCUCGGACGACGACGACGACGACGACGACGCCGACGAAGACGCGGAUCUGACGGCGACCGAACGCGACCUCGCGGCGGACUACGCGGAAGCCCUGCGCGCGUACGCCGCCGCGGUCGAGAUCGACGCCACGGACUCGAGCCUGUGGCGUCGCCUCGGCGCGCUCGCGUCUAGACGAAAUCUCCUCCACCUCGCGAGGCACGCGCUCGAGCGCGGCCUCGUCGCGAGGCCGAAUCACCCCCUCCUCCUCGAAGACCUCGCCGAGGUGCUCCUCGCGGUGGGCGACUACCCCGCGUGCGCGCACGUCGCCGGGCUGCUCUUGAGGCUCGACCCGCGGCAUUCGCGCGCGCGGGAGAUGCGAGCGGGGGGGGAGGGCGCGGAGAGACUGCGGUUGACGGCGGCGCACGAGGCGGCGCGGCGACGCGCGGCGCGGCGCGGACGCGCCGCCGCGCGCCACCGGAAACGCGGGCGCGAGGAGGAGACCGCCGCGCGAUGCGCGCGCGACGACGAGGCGACGCGAGACGAAUGUGAACGCGGCGAAGACGUCGCCGUCGGCGGCGCGCUGAUCGUGAAGCUCGAGCGAAGGACGUGGGAGGCUGUCGCGUGCGCGCUCGCGGCGACGAUGGACCCGACGACGUCCGGGGGGGCGGCGCCGGCGACGCGGAAAAAGCGCGCGGGGGGCGUCGCCGGCGACGCCGUCGACGCCGACGCCGCGCGGCCGUCGACGCCGCCGGCGACCGAGGCGGAGCCCGCGGGGACGCGCGGAGAAGGCGGUGCCGGACGGACAUGGCGGUGCCCCAACCGUGCGCCACCCCAACCUUGGACAGAGGAGGAACACCGAAUGUUUCUCGUCGGGCUCGCGAAAUACGGGAAAGGGAACUGGAGCGCCAUCUCUCAAAACGUCGUCCUCUCGCGGACGCCGACGCAGAUAAUGUCGCACGCGCAGAAGUACUACAACCAUCUCUCGAAGCACGGCGCGUGGGAGAGGGCGUGGGCGCCGACGGCCUCGGAGGCGGCGGCGGAGGCGGCGGCGGAGGCGGCGCUCCUUUCGGCGACGGCGGCGGCGGAGGCGGACGAGAUCGACCUGACGAAGGACGACUCCCCCGUGCCGGUUCGCGUCCCCGUGCCGGUUCGCGUCCCCGCGUCGGAACCCGAAACCCGCGUGAGGACGCCGUGGGCGGAGCAGGACGUGGACUUUCUCCUCGAGGGGUACGAACAGUUUGGCCCGGACGGAGAAGACUCGAAGACGCUGUGGGUGGACAUCCUCGCCGCGGGCGUGAAACAAAACCUGUUCAAGCACCGCACGCCCGUUGACUUGAAGGAUAAGUACCGGAACGUAUUAUUCAAGAGAGCGAGAGAGGCGGCGAACGCGUCUUCGCCGCCGCCGCCGCCGCCGCCGCCCGCGCACCCGAAGACGCCGGAACCGCGGCACUGGGCCGUCGGCGUCGCGAUCCCGGGGUCCACCCUCGGUAGACGCGUGCGGUUCGUCGUUCCCGCUUCCGGCGGCGGCGGCGGCUUCGAGGAGGCGAAACCCGUAUCGGGUAUCGACCGACCGUCGCGCGCGGGCGCGGGCGCGGGCGCGGGCGGCGGCGACGAGGACGACGCCACGACGACGACGACGACCGCGGCGGGGAUCGACGAAGCGCCGCGAGCCAUGGACGUCGACGCCGCCGCCGGGACGACGACGACGACGACGACGACGACGGGUAAAGCGGCGAACGCCAAGGCCAAGCCCGGGAGAAAACCGAAACCGAAACGCGAAGGCACGCGACGCGGCCGCAGCGCGAGCGCGUCGGAGAUAUCCACGGAGCCGACGUCCGCGCCGGCCGUGCCGCCGCCGCCGGCGGCGGCUGCCGCCGCGGAGGCGAUGGACGUCGACGUCGCCGCGCCGUCGGGCGCGGAGUCCGCCUUGGAGGAAGCCGCGGGCGCGUCGGGGGCGACGAGCGACGCGCCGAGGGCGGGCGCGGGCGCGGGCGCCGGCGCGGUCGAAAAGCCGCCCGCCGCCGGCGGAAAGAAAAAAGAUUCCGCGCCCGCGAGAAAGUCCAAGCGCCAGAUUGAAAAGGAAGAUCAAGAAGAGCGCGAACGCUUGCACAAGGAGGCUUGGGAGCGACGGCGCGCGGAGCAGCAGGUGGCGCUCGCGCUCGCGGCGGAGGAGAACAAGUGGCGCCCGAUGAAAAACCUCGCGAACGACUUGGCGUCGACGGCGCUCGGCGGCGACUCGGCGGCGGCGAUGCGCGCGGACGCGGACGCCGCCGCGAUCGUCGCGGCCGCGCCCGUGAUCCAAGACGACGCCGCAGAGAAGGAGAAGGAGAGGGAGAGUGAGUCGGCGGCGCCCGACUCGGCGCCCGACUCCUCGGCGCCCCCCGAAGGCGCCGAGGAAGAGCCGGAGCCCGAGGAGGACAAGGAAGAAGCCGCGGACGUCGCCGCGUUCCUCGGAAGCGUCACGUCGCGCAACAGCGGCGCCGCGGACGUCGCGUGGCGAUUACUCCUCCACGUCACCUCGCGCUGGUGCCCCACGAGCGAGGGCGCGAGCACGGACGACGUCGCCCCGGACGCCGCCGCCGCGGAAAAAUUAAAGGCGAAGCGGUCGAACCAGUGGACGAAGAAUCGCGCGCGCGACGUCUCCGGCGGCUUUUGCCUCAAAAACGCCCCGCGACCGGCGACGCUGCUCAGGCUCGCGGCCGCGUUCGGCGUCGGCGACGGCGCGGGCGCGCCUAGGGUGCACCUGUGCCUCGCGGACGCGGCGGUGCGCGCGUCGAGAGCCGCGCUCGGCGCCGCGUACGCCGCGACGCAUCAUCGACGACGCAAAGCCGACGGCUACGAAGGGCCCGUCCUCUCCGACGCCGCCGCGAAAGCCGCCGCGGAGGUCACCGAGGGGCUCCCGGCGUCGCACUUCGUGGACGCGGCGAACGCGCACCUGGACGCGGCGGUCGCGGCGGCGGACGACGACGACUUCGCGCUCAUGGCGGAGUACCACUUCGUGCGCGGGAACCUCGCGGCGGCGGAGGGGUCCAUCGCGCUCGCCGAGGAGCACCUCCGCGCGUCCGUGGACGCCGCGACGCUGGCGGAAUCUGGAUCUGGAUCCGAAGAAGGGGCGAAGCAGCGGCUGUUGCGCGACGCUUCUUGCGACGGCGCUGCUGACCGGCUCAGCGCCGCGGCCGCGCGCGCGGCGCUCGCGGACGUGCGCCUCCACGCCGUCGUCGCCGGCGCCGACGCCAGCUUGCAGGCGGGGAACACCGCGGAGCUCCUCGCCGUCCUCGCGCCGUUGCUCCUCCCGCUCGACGCGAGCGGAGCCUCUGCUGGGGCGCCGCAGCGCGGGGGGUCGCACGCGCCGGUCGUGUUGACCCCGACGCAGCGCGAGAAGGCGCUGCGGACGCUCGCGAAGGCGGCGAAGGCGGAGGGCGACGCGCAUUACCCGCUCGCCGCGGGAGGCAACGCGGCGGCGGCGAAAGUCGCGGAAUAUGCGUUGGCGACGGAAGUCCGCGCGCGCGGCGCGCUGUUCGCGGCGGUCACCGCGGGCGGCGCCGGCGACGCGGACGUCGUCGUCACGCGCGACGCGCUGACGGACGUGUUCGACGUGUUGCAGCGCGCGCGCUCGACGCGGACGGCGGGCGCGUUUUCCCCGGCGGCGGUGGCGGCGGCGGCGGCGCGCGACGCGGCGGAGAGAAAAAAAUCCGCCGCCGACGCGAUGGAAGAUUACGACGACGACGACGACGACGACGACGCGCGCGAGAUGGCCACGCAGCACGCCGCGCGCGCGAUCGCGUCCCUCGCCCCGCUGUUCUCGAAACAGAUCGAGGCGCAGUACGCCUCGCGCGCGAUCGCGCCCGGGGAGACGCCGACGAGGCGAAAAAACAAAGUCGAGCAGGCGAAGGAAGACGCGGCGGCGACAAUCAUGGAGCUCUCCGCGGAGGCGCUCAGCGUCAUCCAGCAGCUCACGUCGCCGCCCGACGACGUCGUGUUUACCGGCGACGACGGCGCGCCGGAAGAAGAUUUCCCGGAUGAUAACGUAACGGUCGCGGACGCGCCGUUAGGCGACGCGGACGCGCCGUCGCCGUUGAGCGUGCUGGAGCUCCACGAGCGUCUGCACGCGGCGCUCGCGGAUUGCCGGUGUUGCUGCGGCGCGGCGGCGCGCGGCGGUGGGUCGUUCCUUCGCGACGCGAUUCCGACGUUGACGACCGCGCGAGCGCCGUUCGCGAGGGAGUCGAGGCGGCUGAAGGAGCUCGCGCGAAAGGCGGAGGAGAGCGCCGCGGCGAGGGCGAAGGAGGAGAGGGAGCUCGCGAAAAAGGCGGCGGCGGAGCGACGCGCCGCAUUACGCGCGGAGCGCGCCGCCAAGGGCGAAAACGCAGCGGAGGAGGAGGACGAGGAGGAGGACGAGGAGGAGGAGGAGGAGGACGACGCGGACGCGAGGGAUAAGGCUGCCGCGAAGAAGACGAAGGCUGCGGGCCGCGGGCGCCCGCGGGGGCGCGCGGGCGCGGGAGGCGACGACAAGGAGAAGAACAAGGCGAAAGCCGCGUUCGUGCGUCAAAACCAAAAGAACGACGUCAGAGGCGGCGGCGGCGACGGCACCGUCAUGGGCGACGGAUUCGUGCACUACGCCGGGGACGUCUACGUGCAGUCGACGCAAAGACCGGGGGGCACGCACCACGACCUCGCGUUCGCGCUGUUUCGGAAGGACAAGACGUCGUACGCGUUCAAAGACUGCGACGCGACGGGGAAGUAUUCGAAGGGCAAGGACCAGGCGAUUCUGCGCUCGAAAAUCGCCGUCGGGAGGUACCUCGAGCGCGAAGGGCUCUCCGAGGAGGAGGUUGAGAAACGCGAGAACGCGCUCAAAGAGGCCAAGGCGAAAGCCGAGGCGGAGGCGAAAGAGAACGCGCUGAAGCACCCGCACGUGGCGAGAGAGUGCGUCGACUUCCUCGGCUCGCCCCCGCCCAAGCCGUCGACGUCGUCGCUGCCGCCGCUGCCGCCGCUCGCGGCGCCGAAACCCAAGCCGUCGACGAGACGCGAAAAAAUCGACGCCGCGCUCAAACGCUUCGACGACAUGAUCGCGCAGUGCACGUACUGCCUCUACGGCGCGGAGCUCGGAGACGUCCCGCGGCGGUGCCGCGACGAGGGCGGCGCGUCCGGGAAAGAGCUCGUGUUGACGUCGAGGAGAGCGUGCGCGGAGUUGUGGAGGCACGUGCUGCCGUACGCGGAAAACCUGCGAUCUCUCGGCAACGGACACGGCUUCAAGACGGUUCUCGACGCCGUGCGGCGCGUGUUCCCGCCCGAGAGCGCGCUCCCGCGCGACAGCCCGGACGUCGUGGACGAGUACUUGAAAGCCCUGCCCGCGUUCGCGGACGCGGAGGUCCUAAACCCGUGGGACGUCGCGUCGGAGGCGUCGAGAGGCGCGUGGGGGCGAGACGAGGAGUUCAAGCUCGCGCGCGAGGCGGUCUCGCGCGCGCCGCCGAAGCGACAACGCGAGGCGAAGGCGCGCGCGUCGCGGAAGCUCGCCGCGGUGGCCGAGGACGAGGAAGGCGGCGGCGGCGGCGACGGCGGCGGCGGCGACGGCGACGGCGACGUCGCGAUGAUCGACCUCGCGGACGGUCCGACGCCGGCGCCGACGCCCGGGCCGUCGCCCGCGCCGACGCCGGCGUCCGCGCCGGCUCCGUCCCCCGGCGGGAACAUGUGGCGCGGGCUCGCGGACAUGCUCGGCGGCCCGGGGAUCGAAACCCGCGGCGUGGACCGCGGCGCGUCGUCCCCGAACGCGGACGCCGCGGGCGGCGGCGGCGGCGCGACGGGGGACGCGGAGGAGGAAAAAGAACCUCUGAUCGACCCCGCGGUGGAGUUCGCGUCGGCGCACGAGACGCUCCAUCGGUUCUGCGCGCGCGUCGCCGACGUCGAGGAAAACGACGCCGCGUUCGAGAGAGUCUCCGAGACUUUGCCCGUGAUCUUAGACCUGAUGUACCACUGCGUCCCGGUGACGCGCGAGGAAGCGGCGAGUCGCGCGGCGCGGUGGGCGACCCAAGCCGCCGAGCGCGCCAAGACGGCCAAGAAGGGCGCCAAGUCGCGCGACGCGCCCGUCGCCGCCGCCACCGCCGCCGCGCGCCACGCGGCGCUUCUCAAGGCUGACCUCACGCACAACCCGUCCUCCUUCGACGCGUGGCUCGCGCUCGCGGAUCACCUGGACUCGUGCAAAGAUCUCGCGCUGAACGACGCGGCGAAGCUGGUGACGACGUACCAGUGGCGGCGGUCGCCGGAGGCGGAGGCGCGCGCGCGGCGGUGCCAGCUGGCGCUGCGCCGCGCGUGCUGCGCGGCGAUCGUCGCCGCGACGUGCGACGAGGAGCGAUCGGCCGCGUACGAGCGCGCCGGGCUCGCGGCGUACGAGCACGUGUCUCGCGCGCCGCCGUUCCACGACGGGCGACGAUUCGUGAUGUCAAGAGACGCGGGGUGGCGGCGGUCGCUGGGGUUGUGCCGCGACGCGUUCGACGGCGCCGCGAGCGCGGCGCCGGAGGAGUGGACGCAUCGACUCAUGGGCGUCAAGAUUGGCAGGAAGCUCGGCGAGCCGCUCGACGUGUUGUUCCGACGCGUGGACGAGACGCUGAAGCUCGCGCCCGGGAACCUGGAGGUGUUUUAUCAGACGCACACGACGCGCGUGAAGGCGCUGUUGAAGAUCGCCGCGAGUUCCGCGGCGGGGUGGACGAUGCCGGCGGGGGCGGCGGGGGGGCGGGGAAAAGCCGCCGCCAAAGCCGCGCUCGCGAAGGACCUGCGACUCGUCGCGUCGCACGCGUUCGAUCCCGAGGCGGUUAAGUCUAAGGACGCCGGGUGGGACGCGCUGUGGGACGACGCCGUCGCCGGCGUGCGCGCGUGCGCGAAGAUGCUGCCGACGUACCACAAGGCGCAUUACCGCAUCGCGUGGGCGCGGCUGCGGAAACCGGGGGACGCCGCCGACGCCGUCGCGCGCGUCGCCGAGGCGAAAGACGCGUUGCUGCCGUUGUUUAAGACCGCGGAGAACGCCAGCGGGUUCGCGAAAGCGGACGUCGCGCAGUACCGCCCUCACGGCGGCGGCCCGCCUCGAUUCGCGGUGAACAUGUGGGAGAUCGAAGACGGCAACUCGGGAGUGACGCGCGGCGCGUGUCGCCGCGGCGUCGUCGCCGGCGCGUUCAAACUGGAGACGGUGGGCUUAAAUGAGUCCGCGCGGAAAUACGUGAGCGCCGUUCGACGCGCGACGCGCGUCUACGUGUGCAUGUCCUUCGCGCUCGGGGACUUAUCCCCGCUCGUCGCCGCGCCGGGGUUCAUAGGCGACGAGAAGAACAAGUUCGCGAAGAGCAUGCGCGACAUCAAGUCACUGGCGUUUGGUCUCGCAGUCCGCGCCGUCGCAGCCGCGUGCGCGGCGGUCGUCCCGGACCCGCGGUCGCUCGAGCUCGCGUACUACGCGUGGGCGGAGCACGGCUGCAAGGCGGCGGCGACGGCGUGGGACGAAGCCGUCGCCGCGUCCGUGCACGAGAUCAAGAUCGAGCGCGACGCCGCCGCCGCCGCGCGCGGAGACGACGACGACGACGACGACGACGCGCCGGCGAAACUUUUGGGCGAACCGUUCUCGGCGGCGUUGAAAAACUGCGCCGGGCCCGAGCUCGACGCGCGCGUCGACGCGUCCGCAUUCGAGACGCUCGCGCGCGCGCACGUCGCGUCGCUGAAGGACGAACGCGACGUCGCGACGUUACGCGCGCUGCUGACGGACGCGGCGAAGAAGCUCGCGGACGCGUCGAAGCGCGCGGCGCGCGCGACGAAGGGCGCGGAGGCCGCCGCCGCCGCCGCGGCGACGGCGGCGGCGACCGCGCCGGCGACGCGACUCCGAGCGUUCGUCCGCGACGCGCUGGUCUUGACGAUCGAGCGCGCGAUCGCGGCGGGGGACGUGCGCGUCGUCGCCGUCGCCGAGAACGACGGAGACGCGGAGAACGCCGAGGACGCCGCGGCGAUCGCCGUCGUCGAAGCCGCCGCGACGCGGCGGCGGGUCAACGCCAACGUCGUCGCCGGCGCGCUCGGGCUUCACAAGGAGGCUGAGCUCGCGGCGUCGCCCGCCGCGACGGAAGCGCACGAGGCGUCUCGGUACGCGGUCCACGCGGACGCGCUCGCGGAGGCGGCGAGCGCGUCCGCGAAAGCCGCCGCGGACGGGUUGCGACACGUCGAGGCGGCGGCGGCGGCGGCGGCGCGCGACGCGGGCGUCGUCGCGAUGGACGUCGUAAAUGAGUCCGCUCAGGUCUUCGCCGCCACGGUCCAGUCCCCGACGAAGCAGCUCGAGCGCGCGGUGCGAGCGAGAGACGAGCUCGCGGUCGCACACGCGGCGAGGCUGGAGGCUGAGACGGCGGCGACGGCGCGCGCGGCGGCGGCGAGGGGUCGCGCCGACGCGUUGCUCGCCGCCGCGGAGGCGGCGCGUCUCGCGACGGCGUCCGCGACCGCGCUGCUUCGCCGCGCGCUCGUCGCCGCGCUCGGUGCGGAUAAGACGAACGUCGACGACGCCGCGCUCGCGUCCAUCGCGGAGGAGUACGUCAAAGAAGCGGGGCUGUGGGAUCCGAUCGCGGAGGCGCGAAAGACGGGCGGCGGGCGAUGGGGCGGCGGCGGCGGCGCGGGGAAGACGGCGACGGCGACCGUGGCGGCGACCGAGGGCUCCGGCGGCGGCGGCGGCGGCAGCGCGAAGAAACGCGUCAGCGUCGGCGACGUCGGGCAGGGGUCGGGCGAGCGCGCGACGCGGCUCAGCACCGGCGGAGAGUAGAGAAGAAGAAGAAGAAGAAGAAGAAGAAGACGCGCGUUGAUCGCGUCGUCUGAUUUUAUUACAGUACGUCAGUGAUUAGUCACAGAUGAUUCAAUAAUAGACACGCGUCGUCGACGCGUCGUUCACAC
Molecule: messenger RNA, 9215 nt
Organism: Micromonas pusilla CCMP1545
Lineage: Eukaryota; Viridiplantae; Chlorophyta; Mamiellophyceae; Mamiellales; Mamiellaceae
Exons: 2
Coding region: 1-9087 (3028 amino acids)
Biological process (GO): chromatin organization
Cellular component (GO): nucleus
Molecular function (GO): DNA binding; protein binding; nucleosome binding
Source: RefSeq, a predicted model, not a curated record